Phaedon cochleariae (mustard beetle) is the source of this 10887-nucleotide messenger RNA. NCBI's taxonomy places the organism in Eukaryota, Metazoa, Arthropoda, Insecta, Coleoptera, Chrysomelidae. The record is from the annotation of a GenBank genome assembly.
CGCCUUUUUACUGAUAAAGAGGUCAAAUAUUGUUUAUCAGUGUAUUCAAUCACACUGAAAUCUGAGGCAUGAUCACUAUAGAAGAGCUGGUCCACAGUUUGAUGGUGAACCUUAUAGUGUCUCCAGCCGUUUAAUUAUUCUGAUAAUAUUUGCCUUGGUGUUUUCCUGCAACUAGUGACCUUUGACUUGCCUAAUAAUACACAUUAGUUCAAAAAAACUCAGCAGUGCAUCAAUGAAGUCAUGGUUAUUGCUACAGUUUCUGGGACAGUGAUCUCAUCUAUUGUCUUACUUUUCAUUUCAAUCAAGUACAGGAGUAAAAUGGCAUCACUUAUUACUUGGCUGGUGGAUAAGGUGCUUCUAGGCCCCAAGGAUAAUAAGGAAACCCAGGAGGAGACUGUUGAAAGUAAAUCAAACUCAGUCCCAGAAAAAUCCAAGGCUAAGGGCAGUAAAGUACGUCAGAGAACCAGAAGGCAACAUGAAGAUCCUACAUUCAGCACCAAUUUAUCCACACCCAUAGAAGACAUUAUUGAAGAAAGUAUCACAGAAGAAUACAACACAGAUUCAUCAAAGAAAAAAGGAAAACAUAAAAAAAAAACAGGAAGUAGUGAGGGCAAGGAGUUGAAAAAGCAUAACAAAAAAUAUUCACAAGAUGACAUUGGCUAUUCAUUCUUUCCAGUUAAAAAAAUAGAUGUCCCAAGAAGUGAAAAAAAUCACAAAAUAAAAAAUAUUUCACAUGAGAUAGAGGAGAAGUCUCUAUCAGAUGAGGUAGGAUUUUCUUUUUUGCCUGUGAAAGAGAAAGGUAAAAAAUACACAAAACUUACAGAAAAUAAGGACAGUAAAGACACAUUCAAUACAAUUAUUGCUGAACACACUGUACCAAAAACAAAGGAAGAUCUAUCUAGGCCCUCUAUAAUUGAUCACUAUAAAAAAAGAUCUGGAUUAAUAACAGCUGCUGGAAGAGUUUCAAAGAAAAUCACCAAUAAAUCAGAUGUGCCACAAAUAUUUUAUGACAGUAGUAAGCUUGAUAUCCAUUUAGACACUACUAAUAGGGCAGAGUAUAAGGAGACUAAGAAAGUUACUGCUUCCAUUUCAUAUGCAAGUGUAGUGACUAAUAAGUUAUCUGGAGAAUUUCCAUCAGAUAAAGAAUCUUUGAAUGAUUUUGAAAUUGUGGCUAAUUUAGACACAGAUAAUAAGGAAGAAAGUGGCCCAACUUCCAUAGAAAUCUUGAAAGGCAACAAAGAUGUGUUGUGUCUAGAGAAAACACAAGAAACAGAAGAAUAUAUUGAAACAAAUCCUGAAAGUAAUUCCAGUUCUAUAGAAAUUAUAAAUGAUACUAUUCUUGACCAAUAUAAUGCAAAAUUCUCAGAUGAGAACUUGGAACAAUCAUUUGGAGAAUGUGGUUUAGAUUAUACCCAAUUAGGCCAUAUUGAAGACAAUUCUCAUUCAAAAGACUCCUCAAUUUGUAUCUUGGAUACUCAAACAGAGUUUGAAUGCAUAGAUGAUCUUCCUCAAAACAUUCAAGUUGAACAAUCUGAUAUAGAUCCUUCUGAUCAAAUACAACAAAAAGGUAUUCUUCAAUCUAUCAAUCUACUUGAGGACAGUUACCAGAGAAAAUCUUCCACAGUAAACAGUACUGCACCUUCAAUUUCUGAGUCUUUGAAUGAAUUUAUCAAAUUUGAACGCCAAACUGAAAAGAACAAUAGACAAGAGAGUGAAACUGGAGUGUCUUCAGUAGAAUUCAAUUUGUCUCAAACACAGACAACUGAAGAAUUUCAGUAUAAUGAUAUCAAUAAUAUAGUAACAGAAGGAGGAUUCAGCUCUCCCCAAAUUCAUAGUAGUUUCUCAGAAGAACCAUUUACAGGAAAACAUUCCGAUAUUUUCAAUUUCUCAGAGAUUGUUCCUGAGACUACUAACUUUGUAUCCCAAAACUAUUCUGAAAUAAGUGAAUUCAAUAUAUCCCAACAGCCACAGUCACUAGGGUAUAAUAAAAUAAUCUCUCAAUACUCUGAUUCCCAGUUGAUAGUUGAUGGCAUAAGUCAAGAUCAAUCAGUACAUGCUGGGCCUGAACCAAUAGAUAUUGAUGCUCCUCUUCAGAAACUAGAUUAUAAAUCUACUACUGCUUCCUUUAUUGAAGAAGAAAAGUUUGUUCAAAAAUUUGCUUAUGCUACUUUUUCAAGUACUCAUACCAAUAAUAGUACUAAAGAUAAACAAUUACAAUUAGCCAAAAUGCAGCAAAUUAGAGUUUUGACUCUGAAUGAUCAAGAACACCAAGAAUGCACAUUGUAUCGUCUUGAGAAAAACUGGAUUAUACAGUUUAGAGUGGGACCAUCUUUAUUUGGAAGGAAAGUGAAUCUGUAUUGUAAUUAUCCAUCUGCUGAUAAUGGAAAAUUGAAUGAAUUUGAUCGAAAUAAAUAUCAAUAUCAAUUACUAGAGUGGGUUUGGGAUGAGGGGUGUGAAAAUGCAGAUGACACUGCUGCAUAUUCCCAAAUUCAAGUAGAACAUGUUGGAAGUUUCCAUUAUUAUUUCACCUAUAGCAAUGGUGAAAACCAUGACAGACAAGGUUCUGGAUACUUCUUAGUUGAUCCAAUAUUGAAAUAUGGUAACAACGAAGAUCUUCUACUAGAUUGCAUUCAGUGCCAAACUGUGUUAUCAAAAUGCCUAGGUUCAUUUUCAUCAUGGGAGAAAAAGCUACAAGUUACCAAAGAAUCUGGUUACAAUAUGAUACAUUUUACACCAAUUCAGGAAUUGGGCGAAUCAAAUUCGUCAUAUAGUUUAAGUGAACAACUCAGAGUGAAUCCGGUUUUCAAAAAAACGAAUGGUGAACUCCCCACAUUCGAGGAAAUAGAACAAUUUGUUUCAAAACUCAGAAAUGAAUGGAAGAUUGUUUCGAUUUGCGACAUAGUCCUAAACCAUACAGCUAACGAAAGCAAGUGGAUUCAAGUACACCCUGAAGUAACCUACAAUUGUGCAAACUGCCCUUAUAUGCGCCCAGCUUACCUUCUGGAUGCUGCUCUCCACCAAUUCUCUCUUGACGUUAAAAAAGGCUAUUACGAAGACAAGGGUAUACCCCCUGAAUUAAACACAGAAGAACACUUGAACGCCAUACGAUUCCACUUUUCCUCAAGCGUUUUGGAACCUUUGAAUAUCCCACAGCUGUACAUUUGCGAUGUCAACAAAUGUAUCGUCGAGUUUCUUGCAUUGGCUAGGUCUGUGCCACCUGUAACUGCAAAUUCAAGAGAAAUGCCAGAGCAAUUAGAACUCAUACCUGAUCCUGAUUUCAAACGAUUAUCUGCCUCGAUAAAUAUGGAUCUGGCUUUAAAGUUAUACAAUGUGUAUUGGGCCGACACUUUCGACGAAGACAGUAGACUCAAACGUUGUGCUGAAGAACUGAAAAAGAAGCUGGAGUCUCUCAACCAGGCAGUUAUUGAAGAAGUAAACGAACAUUUAAAGGUAGCAGUUGAAAACGUUAUCGCUGGUAUAAGAUACUAUAGAGUUCAAGCCGAUGGUCCUAGAUUCAAAGAAAUAACGACGAAAACCCCUCUAGUGUACCGAUACUUCACAGACCAUGGGUCUCCUAAAUCCCUCGAGGAGCACGAAGAAAUCAUGUACAGCGAUAAAGGUUCGUUUUUGAUGGCCCACAAUGGUUGGGUUAUGAAUUCAGACCCACUCAAGAAUUUCGCCGGGCCUGGCACGACAGUUUACAUUCGGCGGGAACUCAUAGCUUGGGGAGACAGUGUGAAGUUGCGAUAUGGGGACAAACCUGAAGACUGUCCAUUUUUGUGGGACCAUAUGAGGAAAUAUGUUGAGCAGACUGCUAGUAUUUUCGAUGGAGUCCGAUUAGAUAACUGUCAUUCGACGCCCAUACCUGUCGCUGAGUAUUUACUGGAUUGCGCUCGAAGAGUACGUCCUAAUCUGUAUGUUGUAGCCGAAUUGUUCACCAAUUCUGAUAUGACUGAUAAUAUUUUCGUCAAUAGGCUAGGAAUAACCUCCCUGAUCCGCGAAGCGAUGUCGGCUUGGGACUCCCACGAAGAGGGCAGGCUGGUCUACCGGUACGGCGGCCUUCCUGUGGGCUCCUUCCACCAGCCGAGCGUCCGCCCACUGGUACCUUCGAUCGCCCACGCCCUGUUCCUCGACCAGACCCACGACAAUCCCAGCCCGGUCGAGAAGCGCUCGGUGUUCGAUCUGCUGCCCAGCACCGCGCUGGUCAACAUGGCGUGCUGCGCCAGCGGCUCUAAUAGGGGUUACGAUGAGCUCGUUCCGCAUCAUAUCCAUGUCGUGGACGAGGAUAGAGAGUAUACAGAGUGGGGAGACGGAGAAAGCGUCGGAGUUGUUGAUGGAAGGUCUGCCCUGAUAGGGGCCAAGAGAGCUAUCAACGAUUUGCAUUUCGUUUUGGGUAAAGAAGGUUUCAAUCAGGUUUAUGUUGAUCAAAUGGAUACGGAUAUAGUAGCAGUGACUCGACAUUGUCCUGAUACUCACCAAAGCUACAUCUUAGUGGCUUUCACUGCUUUUGGUCACCCCAACGAAGACGCAGGAGAUUAUCAAAGAGACAUCAAACCCCUUCGAUUUGAAGGAGUUCUUGAAGAAAUCGUUUUGGAGGCUACCCUGAGUCACAAACACAAUUAUUCUGGUGGUUCAAAGUUCCAGAAAUGGGAUGAGUUUGUCAGGGAUCCCAAAUGGAUUAAUGGUCUUUCUGACUAUCAGAUCUCUAUAAAGGAGCACAUACCAGUUGCUGAAUCCGACGCUGUGGAAAAAGUUGAUUCUGGUACACAAAAUACGACCCAGCUUAACUUCAAAAAUUUCAAACCUGGAUCCAUCAUAGUUGUGAAAGUAUCCCUUCCUGAACCCAUGAGAAAAGCUAUAAACACUGUGCGUAAUUUAAUCGACAAUUUUUCAUUGACUAGGCAAACUGAACUGUCGGCAAUUAUAAAAAAAUUGACAUUGGCAGAUUUAAAUAGGGCUCUCUACAGAUGUGAUCAGGAAGAAAGGGAUGAAGGAUUCGGUUUUGACACAUAUAACAUCCCUAACUUUGGAUCAAUGGUUUAUGCAGGAUUUCAAGGCAUUAUGUCAUUGUUAUCAAAUAUUAGACCUAAUAAUGACCUGGGACAUCCAAUGUGUGCAAAUUUGAGAGAUGGAAACUGGAUGAUUGAAUAUAUGUGGAAGCGUUUGAAUGCAGAACAGGGAACUAAAGAACUUGGUCUUUGGAUAGAAAAAAACACAUUGUGUUUUAUAGAUAUUCCCAGAUAUUUAGUUCCAUGUUACUUUGAUGCUGUAGUAACUGGUAUUUACAUUCUUCUGGUAGAACAAUGUCAUAAGUUGAUGAACAGUUUUGUUGAAAACGGAUCUACAUUUGUGAGAAGUUUAGCUUUAGGAUCUGUUCAAUGUGGUGCAUAUAUCAAAUCUGCGAACCUGCCAACUUUGUCGCCAAAUUUGAAAGAACCCAAACCUCCUUUGAGAAGAAAUGAAAACGGAGAAGAUGUACAGGCUUGUAUCACAUUAUCUGCAGGAUUACCCCACUUCUCUGUCGGCUACAUGCGAAACUGGGGCAGAGACACCUUCAUCGCUUUGAGAGGGCUCUUCAUCCUGCCCGGUCGCUACCAGGAGGCCAGAGAGCACAUCCUGGGCUACGCGGCCUGCCUGAGACACGGCCUGAUCCCUAAUCUUUUGGACGGCGGCCGCAACUCGAGGUUCAACUGCAGGGACGCCGUCUGGUGGUGGCUGUACUGCGUCAAAGAGUAUGUCGGCGAAGCUCCCAACGGUAUCGCCAUACUUUCUGAUAAGGUGUCGAGGAUAUUUCCCGACGAUGAUUCAUCGGCACAAGAUCCCGGGGUAGUGGAUCAGCCUUUGUGCGAUGUCAUUCAAGAGGCGCUGAGGGUGCAUUUCCAAGGGCUGAUAUUCAGGGAGAGGAAUGCUGGUAGACAGAUCGACGAGCACAUGACUGAUCAAGGGUUCAACAAUCAAAUUGGAAUUCACCCAGAAACAGGUUUCGUAUUUGGUGGUAACCAAUGGAACUGCGGCACCUGGAUGGACAAGAUGGGUUCUUCGGACAAAGCCGGCAACCGUGGUAAACCAGCCACGCCCCGAGAUGGUUCGGCCGUCGAACUAAUAGGUCUCUCUAAAUCGGUCAUCUCUUGGCUUUCUGAACUCAGUGCAGAACAGAAAUACCCCUACAACUGCGUCGAAAGAACUCACAAGAACGGAACAGUGACCACAUGGACCUUCGAGGAAUGGAACGACAAGAUACAGUCCAACUUUGAAAAGUGCUUCUGGGUGAACUCCCAACCGACAGACGGAGAAGUCAGACCGGAUUUGAUAAAUAAACGAGGAAUAUACAAAGACAGUUACGGGGCUAGUCAGGAUUGGACUGAUUUUCAGUUGAGGUGUAAUUUCCCUAUCGCAAUGGUAGCAGCUCCUGAACUGUUCAAUCCUCACCAUGCAUGGGAAGCAUUAUCUCAUGCAGAAAAAUAUUUACUGGGUCCUCUAGGCAUGAAGACUUUAGAUCCAGAAGACUGGGCCUAUAGGGGUGACUAUGACAAUUCGAAUGAUUCAAAUGAUCCAACCAUAGCAAAUGGAUUUAAUUACCAUCAGGGACCGGAAUGGGUGUGGCCAAUGGGUUUCUUCUUGAGGGCAAAAUUGAUUUUUGCCGAACAAAAUGGGGCAUUGAAACAGACAUUAGCAAGCACGAAAUUGAUACUAGCGAAGCAUUUCGCUGAGCUGCAGACUUCCGCUUGGAGGGGGCUUCCAGAACUCACGAAUAGUAACGGAGCGUGUUGUCAUGACAGCUGUAAAACACAAGCAUGGAGUAUGUCCUGCAUUCUAGAGGUUCUUUACGAUUUGCAAAAGAUCGAGUCGAGUGUGAACCUCUCAAGUGACUGACUUGCCUGCAAUUUAGUAAUUAGGAAAAGCAAUGUUAAAAAUAAGUAUCAUGAUAGAGAUGUAUUGAGAAAAAUAGUUGAAAAACCAAAAACUCCUUCCCCUAGAAUAUUCAGGAUUUUGCGUAGACUAAAAAUUCACACUGAAACUGUUCCUUCCAUUGAAGAAACCUUGAGAAUGUCUUGCCCGAGUGAGGAGGCUCAAAAAAUUCCACCAUUUUUAAAUUGUUUGUUUUUGCCAUAUAUUGACAUUUAUAUUAAGCAUAAUCAUACUAUAGAUUGUAGGUUAAUUAAUUUGAACACCUUUGUACAAAGUGAUCGAAAUUUACUCGUAUCUAAGAAUGUUCAGCUUCCCUCUGUCUAUGUGCCUGUUUGUUCCAAAGUAAGUGAUUUUUUUGCAAAUCCUCGUGUUUCAACUAAUGCGGAAAAAAUGGAAAUUUGCUCAGAAAGGAGUUUUUCACCGAUGGUCACACAUGAAAACCUAUCAGCAAAUCACUAUUCACUAGGUAGCAGAAUGAGUUCGAAAAAAAGGAGAGGAACAAAGGUUAAUAUGGACGAAAUUGUCACCGUGAGAGAGGAAAUUUGCAAUUGGGAAAAUGAUGCAACUGAACUAGUAGAAAAUAGGAUGAUGACACAUCCACAAAUUAUUGAAGAGGGUGUAAUUUUACUGGAUCCUCUCCUUUUAGAUCUAAAUUCUAGUAGUAAGCAGAUGACAAUUCAGGCUGAACAUAAACAGAUGGCGAGAAUCACAAUAAUAUAUACACUGGCCUUUUUUGUAUUGGCAAUAAUAACUUUUUUAGUAUUUAUCUUUUUUGAGAUUUCGAUUCGAUUUAGAAGACUGUAUUUCGAGGCCUCUAGUUUUUAGAUAUUUAUUCUGUGUAUUUUAACAGUUCAACAGUUAUAUUUAUAGGUAAUCUGUUGUUUUCUUUAUUGUUGAUUAUUCAUGUUGAAGAUUUUAUCUAUAUUAAAAUAUGUAUUGUGAGUUGCCAAAUUUUAUGAUCUAUGGAAAUAAAGUUACAAGUAGGUAUAUUGAGGAUAGUGUUUUAUCUGAAUUUAUGCAAUAAAAGAACUAAAAACUGAUUUUAAUCUUUAUUGCCGCUAAAUUAUGGUAAGGAAUGUAAGUACUUUUCACUUCUACAGAAAAUCGAAAUGAACCAUUUAGAGCCGAAUAAUUAUUACCAAAAAGGCGCCAUUAGAAAGCUUGAUUGAAAAACAAAAUGACUAGAUAUGUGGAGGAAAAGUGAAUAUUUGCAAUUAAUAAGAAAAAAAAAAUGGAAUACAAUUGAAUCAUUGAAAAUAUAAUAAAUAAUAUGUGUUCAUAAUUGUCUAUAUUUCUCCCUCAAAUAAUAAAAAUAUGGAAUUAUUGGAGGAUAUAAAUUGCUGAUCAAAAGUGGGAUUUAUGAAAUUCAACAACUGAUAUAUUCACCAUUCCCACAUUUUGCUAGAUACGAUUAUGUUCAGAUAACUGAUUAUCCAGUUAUUUCCAGAAUGCCUGAUCAUAUUCCUCGAAACAGUUUUAAUUCAUGCCAUAAAUUUACUUGUGGAAUCAGGAAGGAGAAAAUAGAAUUACAAUGAACUUUUCAUCAGCAUUUUAAAUCCUAAUAUGAUUUCAACAAUACAUCGGAAUGUUUGUUGACCAUGCUACAGGGUCUCCUUCGUAACAUGGUAGUGACCAUUGACAUUUUUUCCUUUUGCCACUCUACUUGUGUUAAUUCAACAACAUUGAAGCAACCGAACGUGUAUUUAUGGUUACAUCACCAACAAAAUAUUUCAAUGGCCACUAAGAUGCAACAAUCAUUUAUUUAUAUACCCCACACAUGCAGUUUGUCCCAAAUUCGACUGUCACUAAAAUUCAUUUAUUUCAUUGACAUUGAAAUAACUUCAAUAGAUCUCUUCGAUCAGGUAUCCUAAUGGUUCCAACACCAUGAAUGUUCCUUAAUUUGGUGCAAAGGCCUGUUCGUUUGUGUUGCCAAAGUUGCUAAAGUUGAUUUUGUUUCCAUAGUUGUCUCAGGGCCGUAAUAAGGCGAGUGAGAUAAUCAACUUCGUUAUUUUGUAACUUCUAUAUGGGAAAUUUUUGGCGAUUUUGUCUACUUUGAUGAGUUCUACAUCAUCUUGAAAAAAAUCCUCAUCUUUGAAAACACAAUACCCUGCAUAAACGAAUUAGAUAUUUCAUCAUCUAUCAAAUCCUUUAUGCCUCCGACCUUAAGCUAUUUUCACUUGUUUAUGAUUAAACUUUAUUGUCCGGAAAUGAUAUUUUCAUUAUGUACAUUUAGUCUCACCAAAAAAUUCAAUGCCUACUUCACCAUCCGAAAACGCCUAUACUAUAUGUCAACAUUGUACAACUUACAAUAUACAGGGAGUCCCGAAAUUAGCCUGUCAAACUUCAACAGCUGCUUCUACGAUCAAAAAUAGGAAGAAAAGUUUCAAUGAACAUGAGAUGAGAAAUGUCUCCUAAGAAAGCUACGGCCCCCUGAAAGGGGGCUCCUGAAGAUGAUAUUUCUUGACUAUUUUCGAAACUCCAAGUGAUAAAAAGAUGCAAUUUGGUACAAGAACUAAACUUCCCAUGCCUAAUGCAGUGAGGAUAAAAUUAUUCCAAAAUUUCACUCAGGAGUGUAUAAUACAUGGUGGGACUACAUUAUAUAUUGCUCAAAAUUUUUUGUAUGCAUAUUUUUAGACAAUUCAAUCUCGGAUUAUGGAAAUCCACACCUCUUUACAGAAAAAAGGUACUCUUGUUCCGUAACGAUCAGAUGUAUCAUUAUCAAAUACAUGCAUAACAUUGCAAUGAGUCGUAGUGGAAAUGAAAAAAAAAUGCACAUAAAUUGAAGUAGUUUUUUAAUCAUCAUUUUCCUAUUUUUCGCGCUUUCAUGAGAUUGUUUGGUGAAAAGAAUGAUAUGAAAAUUGGCAAUGUUAAGCAUAAGAUACAAGUGUAUCAAUAUUUUUAAAUCGAUUUAACUUGAAAAUGAUACAUCUGACCAAUGCGGACCAAGAGCAUUUUUUUUGUGAAAUGGUGUGGAUUUUCAUAAUCUGAGAUUGAAUUGUUGAAAAAUGUGCACACAAAAAAGUUCGAACAAUAUUGUAUUAUACACUCCUGAAUGAAACUUUGCAAUGAUUUUAUGUUCACCGCAUUGGGCAUGGAAAGUUUAGAUUUUGUACCAAAUUACAUCAUUUCAUCACGUGGCGUUUCGGAAAUAUUCAAGAAAUUUCAUCUUCAGGAGCCCCUUUUCAGAGGGCCAUAGGAGACAUUUCUCGACUCAUGUGCAUUGUAACUUUUAUUCCUAGUUUUGGUCGUAGAAGCCGCUGGUGAAAUUUGGCAGGAAAAUUUCGGGACACCCAUGAGUAAGCUUCUCAUUACCUAUUGAGUAAAAUGAAGUCAUCACCAUUUUCACUUAAAUAGUUCAGCUAAUGAAAAAAAUAAUGUAAUUUUUCUAGGACUACUUCUGUGAACUGUAAGUGGCCUAAUAUCAAUAAUGAAAUUAUUGUAAUUGUACAAUUAUCAAUGUUGUAAUAACAUAUUUCUACGAGUUAAACGGUUUUGAAUACCACUUUGAGAACCCAACUCCAAGUGAAUCUGGCGAGGAUCGAAUUUGAGACAUGUAGGGUGUGUCUCAAUUAAAUUAAAUAAAUUCACUAGGCCUUUACUUGGACUCAAAAUAGAUCACAUCAAAACACCCUGAACAGAGACAUCUUCUUCACAACUCAAACGUCAUCGAAGAUGCCUCUGGGUGCGCCGCCUACCCUACUCCUAUAGUUAUUGUCCAAUUGAUAGCUGUCCGAGAACCUGGGUUCCAAAUCGGAGGAGUCGUACCGCUCGUUGAUUCUCGUGCUGGCCCCGAAUCGGGAUUCGAUGUCGUCUUGUUCGGGAGGGAACCGGGUAUCCACGUCCGAGGAGAACCUCGUGCCGCUAUAGGACUCCAGCCCGUGGGAAUCCCUGAGGACCGAGCGGGUGUUGUCCAAGGUAUCCAUUUGACGAACUAUAAAUCAAUUUGUCAUAAUUAUCGCAAGGAAUCUUCGCAUGAAC